This is a messenger RNA of Macrosteles quadrilineatus (aster leafhopper), 4582 nucleotides long. RefSeq lists its product as uncharacterized. The record is from RefSeq and is a predicted model, not a curated record. NCBI's taxonomy places the organism in Eukaryota, Metazoa, Arthropoda, Insecta, Hemiptera, Cicadellidae. The transcript is spliced from 3 exons. The coding region runs from base 495 to 1040 and encodes 181 amino acids.
UGUCGGUCUGUCAAGUCAAGUGCAAAGUGCAAGUGUCAACUUUUCUGCCUAGCCUAAUGUCUGUCAUCGCAACUGAGAUAUAAUGCUAGAAAUGUUAUGUUCCUGCUCAAAUUCUGUUACAACUUAAAAGCUAAAGUUACUCAAUUUGAGUUAACUAAAGUAAGAUUGUUAAAGCCUAGCUUAAACUCAUAUUUAAGCUCAUCUGAUCCGACUCGGACUGUCAUCAAGGUUUUCGGAACGUAAAUUGGUUAGAUUUCAUGAGUUUGAGUGUUAUUUAUUAUUUGAUUAAAGUAAUAACAGUGAAAUAACUUAAGCAUGGAAUCAGCGAAUUUUUAAAUUAGUUUUUCUUUAACACAACCUGUCAAAAGUGCCAUAGAAGCUGUGUAAUGUUUAUUUAAUGGUUAAUUCAAUUCAUUUAGGGAAAACCCAUUACAGCAUCCUAUUUACAGUAAUAAAACAACAGCUCAAAUGUAAGGCUUUCGCUUAGUUUGAAAAUGGCUGGAGUUUUUGCCAGAGGCGAUAAAAGAUUUUCAAUUGAUUUUGCUUUCGAAGAGGAAAAUGAUGAGGCUAUUAAAAUAUAUGGCUCGACGACUGAAAGAUCACCUCUUAAACCUAAAAAUCGAAGUAUAACUUCAGAUGAAAGUAUUAUUGUCCAAAUUGAUGAUCCUAACCAUCGUUCUCACUCCACAAGGUUAACUUUUGCUGAGGAUACAUUAUCAAGAGACAGUGACUCCUUGAUACAUGAUGGAGGUUACCACACAGGAUUUUUCGAUCCUUCCCAAGCUUGCUGGCAUCAUCCAAAAGUCAAAGAAAACUGGAAGAUGGUUUUAGCAGCAGUUAAUUUGUUAAUAGUUGGAAUAGGUUUGUUAUUAACAAGCGUCGUAGUAAUCUUCAUGCCCAACACGGGACUUCAAGGUUUUGUAUUCUUUCUUGCCGGCUGCAUUUGCUUCAUACCAGGAGCCUACCAUGUAGUUUAUAUUUAUCUUGCUGUCAAAGGAAAACAAGGGUAUGACUUUUAUCACUUGCCCUUGUUCAACUAAAAUGUUUAUUAUUUACUUCUUUCUGAUGAUGUAUUUAUAAACGCCCUCUUCCAUUUUAUGUUUAUUUUGUGUACAUUUUUAGUUUUAGGAUGUGGAUGCUGUGAAUUUCAAACCAUCCAAAAAAUUAUAAUAAGCAAAGAGUCUUGAUUACAUGUCCAGAGUAAAUAUAAUCUUUUAUGCUGAACUCAAUGCCGCAAUCUGUUUUUUGUUAUCAAGCUUUCUUGAUGAAAUAUUACAAUUAUUUUACUUAAAAUGUCAAUAUUUCAAAAACCCAAUAUGAAAAUGGAAAACGAAGUGCGGCAUUAAGUUCAGCAUUAAAAAAAUAGUCCAAAAUAAUGGAUCAAAACACCACCUUCAUAUUUAAAAAAAAUUAUCUAAUUUCAAAAUGGCGGAUCCAAGAUGGCAGCCGAAAAAAAUGCAUGCGUCAUAACCAAGUUAAAAUAGGUCGACAAUGAAUGGUGGUGUAUACUUAACUUUAUCUAGCACUAUUUUGAGAUUAUGGUCUUAGUUUGUAAAUGCACAAUAUUAAAAAUAAAGUCAUAACAAUUUCUCAUAACUUUGGAAUGGAUUAAGAUUUUUGUAAACGGAUUGCAGCAUCGUACUCAUCGUAAAAUUCUAGCUUGAAUUGAUGGGUCACUUCCCUACCUUUACAUUUGAAAAAAAUGGCCUAUCCAAUAUGGUGGAUCCAAGAUGGCGGCCAAAAAUUUAUACCCAGUCAAAAUAAAGUACUUACUACUCUACAAUGAUCUGACGUGGCCCGGAGUUGAUAGAUAUCUUAAGAAAUGUAGAAAAAAGUAGGGGGGGAACUCAUUUAAAACUCACCCUGUAUAUUUAGUCUUAGAAUCAUUAAUUAUUGUAAGUCAUACUUUUUUCAGUAGCCUAUUUGAAACUAAUAUUUAGUGAGGUCCAUCAAAUUUUGUGUUUUACCAUUAACACAAAACCAUCAAAAAUUUUUUGAGUUUUUACUUUUGGGAGGUAUUCUUCCAGGGCUAUAUUAAAUAAUAGGGGGGGGGGGGGAGAGCCCAUUACCUUGUCUAAAUCCUGUACCAACAUAAAAAUAUUUAGAUACUACUUCACCUUCUACCUUGACUGUACAUUUUGAAUCUAUAUUACACCUGGACUGGACAAUCAAAUUUCAGUAAAACUCCAAUAUCCGGCCUACGUGGGACCUACCCCCUGGCGGGAUAAACCAAUCUAUUAUUAAAGCAAUAAUGUGUAUCUUACUAAUAACAACUUGUGAUUGGUUAAAAUAAAAGUUGUGUUUACGUAUCUUUUUGGAAUCUAGUAGCUCAAUUGAGAAGUGAACCCCCGUAAAAUGUAUAUGAACUGGAAACAGAAAAACCGUGAAAACGCUCAAAUCAUGGAGAUGUAAUCAAAAAUGUAAUGUAAAAAAGAAAUAUUUUUGGUAUCGAUUUCGGGAAGUGACUGGAUAAACCGAGGACCGAAAAUUCUGAGGCCGGAUAUCAGGGCGUUCUACUGUAGUUUUCUUGGUAUCCUGAAACUCUAAUAUUUCCCAUAUACGCUGUCUGUAAAGACUGCCAUACGCUUUACAAUUUUCUACAGUCCUCAUCAAACAAGGGUUUGUUUUUCCUUUGUCCAAUCAGUUCCAGUGCACACUCUUGAAUUGAAUAUUUUAUGCAGCUCCAUUGGCUUUCUCUGUUUCCUGUAGCUUGUUCCUCUUGAAAGUUUUUAAAACUUGGUUUUCAUAUUAAUUUUAAAUUCUUGUGCUGUGUAUAUACCUCUUUGAUUUUCUUUGUAUCGGUUACUUGCACUGUCUCGCUCUUCCUCCUUUUUCUACUCCUACGAUUACCUUGGCCUACGAUAACCAAAACUAGACAAUGAUCUCAUCCACUCAGCAACAUAACAAAAGGAUCAAUAUUUAUUUUACAGAACUACGGUAUUUUGUUAUAAUUGUUUAUAUCUGGUAGACAAUUUUGUAUAAGUGCAUAUGGAAAUUCUAGAAUAAGCUUAUUAUGUAGAAUAUUCAUCCAUAUAAGCUAUGAUGAAUUUAGUAAGCAUUGUACAUAAUGAUAUUAUAGUUUUAAUGGUAAACUUUGUUCUCAAGGUACCAUACACUAAACUGGUCUCUAAUUUUAAUUAUACUUAACAUACCACCAAGCAUAAUUACAAACUGCAACUAAGGUUUUUUAAGCUGUAUAUUUGUAACUGUAUAUUUUACAGAAACAAUCUUCGUGUGUCAUCGGUAGCCAAGACUGAUUUUGUUAUAUUGUUUUUGCUCAUAGUUAUUUAUUAUUCUCAUCACAGUUCCUUAUAUCAAGGCAACUAGUGUUAAAGCAAAAGAUUUAAAAGAUGUAGGUAUAAUGGAACUUAGAUAAUUCAAACACCAAGGGACAAGUAAAAUAAUUUACACAAUCCACAUAUUUCUUGGAUAUACUUAAAUGUUUCAAAUAUUUGAAACUGAAACAAGAUAAGUUUGGUAAUUAAGGGGUUUGAAAUUUGAAAAGGCAGUUUCCCUUUGCUUUGCCUGAUGAUGGUGGCAUUGCUUGUUAGGUGCAAACAGUUUCUAAACUUGGACAACAAAUUUGAAUCUGUAUUAGAACAGCAUGUGUAGAGAUUCAGUGUGAACAAACAACAAGUCAGUGAUGUAAAAAAACGAGAGUUGGCACUUUGCAGAGUAUCCCACAUCUACAUCCAAUUCACACAUAAACUCCAAUAACGACAACCAAGCGUCUUACUUUGUAGAUCAGAGUCAUAUUUCACUUCAUAACCUGUUCGACCAGAGCCAACAGUGAAAUCGUUCGGGGUUCACGAAUCUGGUGUAAGAUUGCAAUAGUGAUUCGAACGAGACCGAUUUGAAAAAUGCAAGACACGUACUAGUUGAUUUACAUAGCUAAAACCAAUGGUGUGCAAGACGGUGCACCGGGUGAAGUGUCCGACCACGCGCCGUGAACUUUUGGCGGUUGCUGGUGGACAAUUAUGGGUGGUGAAGGGGAGAAAGCAUUGACCUUGACUGAGUUAUGUGGUUUGCAUUACUGAUUCUUAUUGUAAAAUCCCUAAUUAUUGACAACAUUUAAAUUACUCAUAAGAUUUUGACAUUUACUAUAUUUAUUAGUUCUGGGAAUGAGUAAAAAAGAAUUUACUGUAAAGAAAAUAUUGUAUCAAGAAUGUUGAAAAUAGUAAGUUCCACUGUACAAUACUCAGUGUUGGUAAUAAUAUCGACUUUCUAAACACAGCUUCAAUAUUUUAUAGUCAAAUAAAAUGAUUCAAUUUACAAAUAAUGCAUAAAUGCUAUUGUAGCAUUAACUUGAGUAAAUUUUUAAGUAAAUCUUUUUUUUUGAAUAUUCUGUCUAGUUACGGUAGUUAUCUUAACCGGCAUUAAAAUGAGUUUCAGACCAUGGAAGAGGGUGAUAAUCCCGUAUAGUUAUAAGCUAAUUUAUUUUGUGCUACCUAAAUAUUGCGUGGGACACUCACAAACAUUUUCUAUGCCAUAUACUUAGUAUAGUUUUGUACUGAGCACAUUUGUGAUAUAGACUAUGUGUUUCAUGAUCUCUGUGCAAUAUUAAAAACAUUAUUUUUCUGUU